GACAGGUGUCCCCGCGCCAGGCCAUGGUGGACGUGCUCGGCGGGCGGCGCCUGGUGACCUGCGACGGCGCGUGGGUGGAGGCCGAGGCGGCGCUGCAGAACAAGGUGGUGGGGCUGUACUUCGCCGCCGGCCGCUGCGCGCCCAGCCGCGAUUUCACGCCGCUGCUCUGCGACUUCUACGCGGAGCUAGUGGACGAGGCACGGCCACCCGCGCCCUUCGAGGUGGUCUUCGUGUCUGCCGACGGCAGCGCGCAGGAGAUGCUGGCCUUCAUGCGCGAGCUGCACGGCGCCUGGCUGGCGCUGCCGUUCCACGACCCCUACCGGCAGUGAGUGGGGGCCGUGGGGAGGUGCUGGGAGAACGUCGGGCGCGCCCCCAACCCGCGCCCCAAUUCCGGUCCCUGCGCUUCUCUUUGAUACCCCGACCCCUACCCUAAUCCGUUCGGCCCUCUCUCAGCUACAUCGAAGUCACUUGCUUCAGCUUCCCAGGGAGGCUCUAUCGGUUGGCAGAUGGGGCUCAUCCACCUGCUUCACCAGGGGGCUUGGUGAGCCUGGACCCUGGCCCACCCUAGUCUCUGGCUCGGUGAGUCUGAGGCUCUGGGAAUCUGAAUUUCCAAGGAGCUCUGGUGAUGCUGAUGCUGUGGUCCAGGGAGACCACUCUGGGAACAGCAGCCCGGGGACGCCCCACCCUGCUGCGCAGGGAAGACGCUGUGGCCCCUUAUCUGGAAAGGAGAGGGAGACUCAGAAAGGCCGCUCAGGUCAGAGCUGGGGAUUGUGGACUGACUGACGUGGGUCGGUAGGACGGGGCUGCGGGCCACGGGCUGGGGGAAGGGCCAGGACUCAAGGGGCUGGGCGAACCCGGUGCCGGCCACGCUGCGGUUUUACCGUCACUGACAGUGACUGAAACUUCAUAAAAGCAUCUCUGGCUCCUGCAACUGGAGGAAGAACCAGGUUCUUGGACU
Molecule: messenger RNA, 958 nt
Organism: Vicugna pacos (alpaca)
Lineage: Eukaryota; Metazoa; Chordata; Mammalia; Artiodactyla; Camelidae
Source: RefSeq, a predicted model, not a curated record